GGAAGGGGCCCACAGAAGUCUUGACUUCGCAGCGAGCCCGGCCGAGCGCCCUGGGAAAGAUCCACUGUUCAGAACAAGAUGUAUUCGCAUAAACUUUUGACUGUGUUUCUGCACUUGGAUUUUAUUCGAAUGGCAGUUGCUCACUGUAUGGUACAUCAGAUUCCAGCGUCGAGCUUUAUGCUGCCUUGCAUGUCACCAAAUGAGACUUCUGUCAUUCCUUUGACUGCUGGUGUUGUAGCGAGCAGUCCUGGGUUGCACGGAGAGCAUGGAACCACUGAAACCAACUCUCUGGUGCUGGUGGCUGAAGAGAGUUUCCUCUGUUGCCUUUGGAGUGAAACACACGCAAAUUGUUCUUUGUACACAGCAGGCAUGGAAACAAAGAAAUUUACGUCCUCAGAAAUAAGUAGCUUUGCUCCUCAGCAAACAGAUUUAAGCUGGAACAUUCAAUGUUGGACUAAAGGAGACCUAGAACUGUUCGUUUGUAUCCUGAAAAUGUCUAACAAGAAGUCGUACUUGAAUGGAGAAUUUAAGAUUAAUCUUUUAUAUGUUCUAUCAGAGUUGUCAUUGGAAGACAUGUCUACAGUUUCUCUAAAAGGCAAUUUCAUGGUUACUCCCUGCAACUGCAAUGGGUCUAAUAAGUACGAAUGUCACAUACCUUCAUUGAAACUCAACUACACUUAUAUUACAUGGUUAAACAUCAUAAAUGGGGUAACACUUCUUCAGUCACCUUUAAUGUCGGUCAGACCCAUAAAUAUUGUAAAGCCUGAACCUCCAUUGAACCUGCGACUAGAAAUGACAGACAAAGGACAGUUAAAGAUCUGUUGGUCCAACCCAGUACUAACACCAUAUCCGCUUCAGUAUGAAGUGAAGUUUUCUGGGAAUGCUACUCAAAAUGCCUCGCAGGUGGUUGAGAUUGUCAUAGAAACCUCCCUCAUCAUAGGCAAUAUGCUGGUUGGUUCUUCAUAUUUAGUUCAAGUACGGUGCAAGAGUCUUCAUGGUCCAGGAUUCUGGAGUGAUUGGAGCACACCUUAUAAUUUAAAUACAGAAGAUGUCAUGUACUUCCCACCUAAGAUACUGACGAGUGUUGGUUCUAAUAUUUCCUUUCAUUGCCUCUAUAAUGAUAAAAACAAGAUGAUUUUGUCAAAGAAGAUUGUUUGGUGGCUGAAUUUAGCAGAAGAAAUCCCAGAGAGACAGUAUACACUUGUGAAUGAUCGUGUUAGCAGAGUUACUCUUUUCAACUUGAAUGCAACAAAACCUAAAGGAAAAUUCUUCUAUAAUGCAUUGUACUGUUGUAACCAAAACAGGGAAUGUCAUCAUCGAUAUGCUGAAUUAUAUGUAGUAGAUGUCAAUAUCAAUAUCACAUGUGAAACUGAUGGGUACUUAACUAAAAUGACUUGCAGAUGGUCCGCAAACACAAAUACAUUGCUUGUGGGGAGUUCUUUACAGUUAAAAUACUACAGGAGUAGUAUCUAUUGUUCUGACUUUCCAAGUAUUCCUCCAAAGUCGGAGGCAAAAGAAUGCCAUUUACAGAGGAAUCAUUAUUACGAGUGUACAUUUCAGCCUAUUUUUCUUUUAUCUGGAUAUACCAUGUGGAUAGAGAUAAAGCACCAACUAGGAACACUUGAAUCCCCACCAACCUGUGUCAUUCCAGCAGAUGUGGUGAAGCCGUUUCCUCCCUCUAACGUUAAGGCAGAAAUCACCAAGAAUGUUGGGCUGCUGAAUGUGAGCUGGACAAACCCAGCAUUUCCGAACAGCGAUCUUAAGUUUCAGAUUCGGUACUCUGUGAACAGGGAAGAAAUAUUAUGGGAGAUAUUUGAGGUUUCAAAUGCACCAACAAGAUCAGUCAUGAUAAAGGUACUGGACCUUUGUGUUGUAUAUAUUGUUCAGGUGCGCUGCAGUGGACUAGAUGGAUUAGGUUACUGGAGUGAUUGGAGUAAACCAGCGUAUACCAUUGUACAGGAUAUCCAAGCUCCCCUGAGAGGUCCCGAAUUUUGGAGAGUUAUUAAUGAAGAUCCCAUAAGGAAGCAGAAAAAUGUUACUUUAGUUUGGAAGCCACUGAUGAAGAAUUACUCAUUAUGCAGUGUGUGCGGCUAUAUUGUAAAGCAGCACACUUCAGAAAACAUCACUUGGACUGAAUAUGUCACCAGUGGCACUACCUAUACGUAUCCAUGGAUGGAGGAUGCACACACCGUUACAAUUCUAGCUGUUAACUCAGUUGGAGCUUCCUCAAUGAAUUUUAAUUUAACUCUGUCACAGCAAAUGAGCACAGUGAAUAUCGUGCAGUCACUCAAUGCUUAUCCAGUAAACAGCAGUUGUGUAAUUCUGACCUGGACACUUUCACCUCAAAUGUAUGUGAUAACGUCUUUUGUUAUUGAAUGGAAAAACCUUAAUGAGGAAGAACAAAUGAAAUGGAUACGAGUUGCUCCAAAUAUUAGCAAAUACUAUAUUUAUGAUCAUUUUAUUCUUAUUGAGAAGUACCAGUUUAGCCUGUACCCAGUAUUCCCAGAAGGAGUAGGCAACCCCAAAACGACUGAUGAAUUCAUCAAAGAUAGGCGUGAAAAACAGAAUGAUGCAGGCCUCUAUGUGAUUCUACCAAUAGUUAUUUCAUCCUUCGUUUUGUUGCUUGGAACUUUGCUGAUCUCGCAACAAAGAAUGAAGAAACUCUUCUGGGAGGAUGUUCCAAACCCCAAAAACUGCUCCUGGGCACAAGGAGUUAAUUUUCAAAAGAGAAUGGACAUUCUUUGAAGUCUAAUCAUGAUCACUUCCUGCUGAACCAUUGUGCCAGCUCCCAGACUUCAUAUACAGAAUUGUUAGAAGAUUUUUCUGUUUACAUUCAGAAGACAGGAAACACAGAUACAAUACAUGAUGAUUGAUUUAAAGAUAGUCCUGGAAAUAGUUUUGUUCAAAACUUAAGAUUCCCAUGCAAAAUCCGGGACAAUUGCCAUAUUGCAGCCUAGAGCAGGGUUUGCUACACAUGUAGGCAAAAAUCUUGCCUUAAAUCACAUUUUUAUCCUUUGUUUAGUGACUUGUUUAUUAAGGCUCUGAGUUGCAAAGGGCUGAACACUCCUAGUUUCAAUAAGAGUUGAGAAUGCCCAGCACCUUUGAGGAUGGAGCCAUAGAAGCAGAAAUAUCAGAAUGGUCUGAGAUUCAGCUAGUUAAGUGCAAGACUUGCCCAGUUAUCAACUUAAAAUCAUUUUUUACCAGAGUUAUUGGUUGUUUACCCAAGAACUAGCCUGAUUCUGAUGCUGAACAGCUUUGGGAAUUUCCACUGACUUCAGGCAUGUUGAGGCGGCCAAACCCAGCCACUGGAUGUGCACAGCACUCCCAUUAAGGUCAAUGGGAGCUGAUCACAUGCAUCUGAGUGCAGAAUUUAGUCCAAAGAAUUUGCAGAAAUAAUUUAGUGUUGUUCAUUGUGCCUUAGUUUUCUCUGACAAGGACCAUUGUCCAUGUUAUGUCGUGUAGACAGGUACGUCACUCACUAUCAUUUAAACACAUAGAUAUUCCCACAGCCACUUUAAUAAUAGUGUCUGACAUUAGGGGUGUGUGUGUGUGUGUGUGUGGGUGCGUGUACAAAUUUGUUGUUACCCUUAGUAUGGCAACUUCUGCUUAGUAAAAUCUCCAUUUAGCAUCAUUUCAUGUUUGUAGCUAACCUAUUACUUAUUAUAUUAAAGUUGUUUUUUUCUUUUUUGUUUAAAGUGUUGCUGUAUUGUUAGAAUGCAAAGAAUAUAAUUUAAUAUUAAACAAAGUUCAUUGACAUAUAUAAUGUAGGGCCUGGUCCAGAGCUCCCUGAAGUCAAUGAUAGUCUUUCCAUUCGAUCCAUGGAGCGGUGGACCAGCACCACAAUGCUGCUAUACUGACAGCAAUGGAGAAAAUGCUUUACAAUUUUGAAAAAUAUCAAAUAUGGCUGUAGGGCUUUGAACAAAGAUUUGUGUAUUGCUGGAGGAAAUGUGAGAGUUGCACAGAGACCUUUUUAUUUACUUAAUUAACUUAGCUAUAUAUAGAAAGGGAAACUUAUCACCGCCAGCCCAAUAACUCACAUGUUGGAUCAGGGACUGUGGGCCUGAUUCUUCUCUCACUUUGGUGUAAAUCAGGAGUAAGUCCAUUAAAAUCAGUGAAGUUAGACUAAUUUACAAACAGCCAAAGGAGGGUAAAGGAUUUAUACUCCCAUGACAUUAUUUCAUGUUCUUAUGUCCUGUUGGGUUCCUAGCUAAGGAGAAAGAAGUUAUGCAUGUGAGUAUAAAGUGUAUUGUGCUGAAUGGGAAUUGAAGGGUCAUGUGACCUUUGACAGCUUGUACUGCAAUACAGUCUCUAUAUUUAAUGCAUGCUUCUUUCAUACACUUUAUUAAUCUUAGUGA
Mauremys mutica (yellowpond turtle) is the source of this 4355-nucleotide messenger RNA. RefSeq names its product leptin receptor (gene LEPR). NCBI's taxonomy places the organism in Eukaryota, Metazoa, Chordata, Testudines, Geoemydidae. Gene Ontology annotation, cellular component: membrane; external side of plasma membrane. Gene Ontology annotation, biological process: cytokine-mediated signaling pathway. Bases 79 to 2745 code for a protein of 888 amino acids. The record is from RefSeq and is a predicted model, not a curated record. Gene Ontology annotation, molecular function: protein binding; cytokine receptor activity. The transcript is spliced from 19 exons.